Caenorhabditis remanei is the source of this 2844-nucleotide messenger RNA. RefSeq lists its product as uncharacterized. The coding region runs from base 1 to 2844 and encodes 947 amino acids. The record is from RefSeq and is a predicted model, not a curated record. Gene Ontology annotation, cellular component: cytoplasmic vesicle membrane; plasma membrane. Gene Ontology annotation, biological process: molting cycle, collagen and cuticulin-based cuticle; transmembrane transport; endocytosis. The transcript is spliced from 12 exons. Lineage: Eukaryota; Metazoa; Nematoda; Chromadorea; Rhabditida; Rhabditidae. Gene Ontology annotation, molecular function: transmembrane transporter activity.
AUGACUGGCGCAUCGGCUCUAGAACCACCGGCCUUCGUACGUCUUCUGAAUCGAUUCUUCCGGAAAUGCGGUCUAUUUGUUGCCGACAACGACAAGACCGUGCUUAUUGUGACCUUACUUCUCACCGCAUUCUGUUCAUCAAAAAUACUCUUCACGAAACAGGAGGACGACAUCAAGACAGGAUACACACCUAAUGGAGCUCGUUCCCUUGAUGAAAUCGAAGUGUUCUCUGACUUCUUCGCCUCCACUGGUGACCCUAUUGCAGUUUUUCUCUUCGCUACAGCUAAAGAUAACUCCUCGAUGGCAGAGUAUAAUGCGAUGAAGGAAGUCGUCGAAAUUUUGGAUUUUGUUGGAGAAAACUUGACUCAUAAAGGAGAAUCCUUCUAUACAAUGUGCACAGAUUUCUGUCAGAUUAAUGAGCCUGUUAGACAGUAUUAUAAUGGUCUUGCAAUGCGUCAACAAAACCUGUCCGACGUGGGAUCCAGAUUCCAGUUGACUUUCCCAAUGAUGCAAGUUCUUGGAAAGGAAUUGGAUCUGAGUCCUAACUUCUUCGGAGUCAGAACAGAUGAAGAUGGACAAGUUGAAUACGUUAAAAUUAUCAUGCUGCAAAUCAGAGCAAAUAUUCCAAAGGACUGGAAAAAGGAGGAUGCAGCGGAGUAUGAGAGAAUGAUUUCACAGUAUUUCCAUUUCAAGUACAACUCAACCUACGUCACUCCUCUUGCUAUGAGUUUGACCUACACUGGAGAUGAAGUGGUCCGUACCGGUCUCACCAUCUUCCCAUACAUUGGAGUUGGAUUUGCUAUCAUGACAACAUUCUCAGUUAUCACUAUCUACUGGAGCAGCUCUCGUUUGGAUCAGUGGACAGUCCAUAAAAUUUCUGAAGCGAUUCUCGCUUGUGUCUGUCCACUUCUUGCCACGUCAUCCGCUCUGGGAACUCUCUUCUGGUUUGGAUUCAGAUUCGGAACGAUUCUUUGUGUCACACCAUUUUUGAUUUUAGCUAUCGGUGUCGAUGAUGCUUAUCUUCAAAUCCAUGCCUGUAUGAGGUUGACUGCUGAAGAUAGUUCAAUGACCAAAAGAGAGAAAAUCGCACGAAUGCUUGUCGAAGUUGGUCCCUCAAUCGCUAUCACCUCCAUGACAAAUCUUUUUGCUUUCCUUGUCGGAAUCUACACUCCGACUCCAGAAAUCUCACUUUUCUGUGCUGGAAAUGCAGUUGCAAUCCUCUUUGAUUUCAUCUACCAAAUCACAAUGUACACGGCGAUUCUCUCAAUUUGUGAAAACUUGGAAAUGAGGAAGAAUGCCACGAAACGAAAAGAUUCUGAUUUGAGCUUUAAGAAUGAGCAAUUCACGGUUAUGUUGGACAGUUACUGUGACUGGGUUGCCAAUGCGUACACUCACUUGUUGGUUCUCUUCUGCUUCAUCGUCUACAUUUAUGUCUCAGUUCGUGGCGCAUUGAACAUCAAUAUUAUUUUAUCACCGGAUAAGUUGGUCAUCGGAGAUUCACCUCUUCUUCAAGUCAACUAUUUGCGUGAUACUUUUGUGCUUCCAAACUACACUACAGUCAACAUUUUUGUGCAAAAUCCCGGAAAUCUAACUAUCCAGUCGAAUCUAGAUUAUAUGAACUCUCUUAUGGAAAGUUUCGAGUCAUAUCCAGAGUGCCUUGGAAAGAAAUUCAGUCACUACUUCGUAAGAGAUUAUGAAUCAUUCCGUGAAUCCUCACUGGAAGAAAUGGAAAUGUUGGAAGAUGAAGAAGGAGAAUCUUUGAAGAACAAGACAGCAGCAGAACCAUUCUCAAAAGAAGCCAUGUCGGAUUUCCUCGCUUGGCCAGAAUUCCAGCAUUGGAAUGGGUUCGUGAAGUUUGAUGAGAAUCAAAAGCUCUCCAGAUUCUGGGCUACCGUAUCCUACCACGGAGAAGGACUUGGAGACUUUCAAGUUCGAAGAAAGAUGCUGAAUAGAUGGAGGGCUACAGCUGAUCAAUUCGCACCUCUCAAUGUUUCCAUCUUCGACGACUACGCUCCAUUUGUGGACACACUGGAAACAAUUCUACCUGCAACAAUCUCAACAUCUGUUUGCACUCUUUUAUGCAUGAUGGUCGUCUGUUUCUUGUUCAUGUACAACGUUUUCACCGUUUUCGUAGCGACCUUGGCCAUCACAUCUAUUUGCAUAGGUGUGUUCGGAUUUCUUUCAAUGUGGGGAAUCGAUUUGGAUCCUAUUUCGAUGGCAUGUCUGAUUAUGAGUAUUGGAUUCUCUGUCGAUUUCCCAGCACACAUCACAUUCCAUUACUUCAGAGAGGGACUUCAUGACCCACAAUCGACACCGGCGAAGAGAGUGGCAAGAUCCCUCGCUGCUAUCGGUUUCCCACUCCUUCAAUGUGGAAUCUCGACAAUUCUCUUUGUCCUCUGCCUACUUUUCGUCCCAACAUAUAUGGGUGAAGUGUUCGUGAAAACAAUGAUUCUUGUUGUGACACUGGGUCUUAUCCAUGGACUUUUCAUAGUUCCAGCAUUCCUGUGUGCUUUCACAGCUAUCCAUGAAACUUGUUUUUCAUCGACGAAAGUGAAGAACUCUCAGGUAUCCGAGUUCAAUCAAGGUACUUCUUACAACGGAAUCCUACCAACAAGACCAGAUAUGAGCGAGGAUAAAGUGCUUAUCAGAAAACUCAAAAUGUACUCAAUCCUGUUCUUCAUCCUCUUCAUUCUCUUCCUCAUCACUACUAUAAUUGUCUCGGUUAUCCUUGGAAUUAAUAUUAAAAAUGAACAAGAUCUCGAGGAUCAACUGGAAACUUGCAUCAAAAUGCGUGAUUCGUUCUUCUUCAAAUCCAAAGAUCCCUCUCAAAUCAUUGAUACUUAA